Maylandia zebra (zebra mbuna) is the source of this 6232-nucleotide messenger RNA. It is a transcript of the gene lats1, whose product is annotated as large tumor suppressor kinase 1. NCBI's taxonomy places the organism in Eukaryota, Metazoa, Chordata, Actinopteri, Cichliformes, Cichlidae. Gene Ontology annotation, biological process: G1/S transition of mitotic cell cycle; peptidyl-serine phosphorylation; positive regulation of apoptotic process. Gene Ontology annotation, molecular function: ATP binding; protein serine/threonine kinase activity. The record is from RefSeq and is a predicted model, not a curated record.
CAUUCAGACAUCCCAGGAAUCCUACACGACUAGCCAGCACGACACAACAAAGACGUUUUGAGUAAAACUGCGUCCUUGUCACCGAGGAACGUCAAGCAAUAGUCUUUACCCAUUUAAAGAAGGAAAUUGUGGCGGAAAAACGGCAGCUGAGGGUUCUGCUGCAGCAUGCAGAUGUGAGCUCAGACAUCCAAGAUCCUGUGCUAUCACUUCAACUCUGGACUGGUGAAAUCCUCUUCAUCCCUCUUCAUCGUCAUCCUACAUGCUCGUACAUGAAAAGAGGGGAGAAACCCGAAGGAUACCGGCAGAGGAGACCCAAAACGUUUCCCGUCACGAACUACAGUGGCAACAGCCAACAGAUGCUGCAGGAAAUACGGAACAGCCUGCGCAACCUGUCGAAACCGUCAGACCCACCUAAAGUGGACACUGGUGCACAAGGGAAGAUGCUCCAAGAGGAUUCAAGGCAACUGGGGCGCAGCAACAACCCCAAAAACCCUCACCACAAAACCUUACAGGAGAUCCGCGAGGCCCUCAUGCCUUUUAAAAAUGAGCCCAACACUUCAGGCUUGCAGCGAGAACCCCGUUUUGCAGGGCUCGAGGAGCCAAGCAUCAGUCACGGUGUAGGGCCGGCUACAGACUACAUGGGUAAGGUUGUUUCCAACCCCAGCUCUGCAGGCCUCAAACCCCCAGAGUCUUCUCACAUCCAGCCGGCUGUCCUGAGGAGGUCGAGCUGGAAGGGCUCUAAGGAAGGAAUGAUGUACCGAUCCGACAGCCCUGGACCGCCUCCUGCCUUCCCACAGGGCCACCCUACAAACAACCAGAGGGUCACACCUCCACCAAACCGCGGUGGCAUGCCUUGUGCGUCAUCCUGGGACAGCAACCCAUCAACAAAGCGGUACUCUGGAAACAUGGAUUACCUUGUGCCACGCAUUUCUCCAGUACCCCAGGGGCCGUGGCCUGAUGGGUACAGCACAGCACCUCAGAAUCAACGUGGGAUCAGCCCAGUGCCCAUGGGCCACCAGCCCAUCAUAAUGCCAAGCUCUGGGGGUAAUAAGUUCACCUUUCCCCCUAGCUGGACUCAGAGUGGCUCCUCUCAGCCAGACUACGUGACAGGGGGCAGCAGACAUCCCCCUCCUCCGUACCCGGUCAACCAGAGUAGCCGGCACAGUCCCACUGAUCAGCAGACAGGAGGACCUGCAUCCUCGCCUUCUUACCACAAUGGAGGGAAUAUCCCUCAGUCCAUGAUGGUGUACUUUUCUGGUCUUCCUCAGUCCAGGUCCAGCCAGCCCCAACCUUCCUCCGGCAACGGCAGCAACCAGGACCGCUCUCCAUCAUGGCAACAUAAUAUGCCAGUCCGCUCCAAUUCUUUGAAAACCGGAUCUACUCACCCGACCAGCUCACAGCCCUCUGCCACCACAGUCACUGCCAUCAUACCGACUCCCAUUCUUCUGCCGGUGAAAAGCACCCAUGUUCAGAAAGCCAAACUGCACACUGCUGUCGCUCCAACACAUCCUCCAUGGAAACCGCACGUUGCACCACCUCCUGCUGCGCCUGCCUACCUAGAACCCACAGGUACAGUCCCGCAGGUCGUAUCUGAAGCACCUGACUAUCACGGACCUCCUCCCCCUUACCCUAAGCACCUCCUCCAACAGCAGGCUGCACCCAGCCCACCAGGGUAUGACACAGGGGCCAACAGGCUCAGUGCAGGCAGAGAGGAUCCUGCUGAUGAGGAGAGCAGCGGCCGGGGGGACGGCUCGAGGGAAAAACCAUCAGAAAGCCCAGAGGGUGGAGCAGCAAGAGAGGAGGACAGGAAGCAAAUCACUACAUCGCCUGUUCCGGUCCGACGCAACAAGAAAGACGAAGAGCGGAGAGGGGAGUCGGGAAGAGUCAAUUUGUAUUCCCCACAGGCCUUCAAGUUCUUCAUGGAGCAACACAUAGAGAACAUCCUGAAGAACCACCAGCAGCGGAUUCACAGAAGGAAGCAACUGGAAAAUGAGAUGCAAAGGGUGGGUUUGUCUUCAGAAGCCCAGGAGCAGAUGCGUAUGAUGCUCUGUCAAAAGGAAUCUAACUACAUUCGGUUAAAACGAGCUAAGAUGGACAAGUGCAUGUUCAAACGGAUCAAGACCCUCGGCAUCGGCGCCUUCGGCGAGGUCUGCUUGGCCAGAAAAGAGGACACAGGAGCGCUGUACGCCAUGAAGACUCUCCGCAAGAAGGACGUGCUCCUGAGAAACCAGGUGGCUCACGUCAAGGCUGAGAGGGACAUUCUGGCAGAGGCCGACAAUGAGUGGGUAGUGCGUCUCUACUACUCUUUCCAAGAUAAGGACAACCUGUACUUCGUUAUGGAGUACAUCCCCGGAGGGGACAUGAUGAGCCUUCUCAUCAGACUCGGCAUCUUUAAAGAAGAGCUGGCUCAGUUUUACAUCGCAGAGCUCACCUGCGCUGUGGAGAGCGUCCACAAGAUGGGCUUCAUCCACCGAGACAUCAAGCCUGACAACAUCCUCAUAGACAGAGACGGUCACAUAAAGCUGACAGACUUCGGUCUUUGCACUGGUUUCCGCUGGACCCACGACUCGAAGUAUUACCAGAGCGGGGACCAUGUGAGGCAGGACAGCAUGGACUUCAGUAAGGAAUGGGAGGAUCCAGCCAACUGCCGCUGUACAGACCGCCUGAAGCCUCUGGAAAGGAGAAAGGCCCGGCAGCACCAGCGUUGUCUGGCCCAUUCGCUCGUGGGGACACCCAACUAUAUCGCACCAGAAGUGCUGCUUCGAACAGGAUACACCCAGCUCUGUGAUUGGUGGAGUGUAGGAGUGAUCUUGUAUGAAAUGGUUGUUGGACAGCCUCCUUUCUUAGCAACCACACCCCUGGAGACGCAGCUAAAGGUGAUAAACUGGAAGAGCACGCUGCACAUUCCCCCGCAGGCCAAGCUCAGCGCAGAGGCAUCGGAUCUCAUCGUUAAACUGUGCCGCGGCCCUGAGGACCGCCUCGGUAAGAACGGCGCGGAUGAAAUCAAAGCCCAUCCUUUCUUCAGAAGCAUCGAUUUCUCCAGCGACCUCAGACAGCAGGUGGCACCAUACAUCCCCACCAUCGCCCACUCCACGGACACCUCCAACUUCGAUCCAGUGGACCCGGAUAAAAUGUGGAGCAGCGACGGCGACGACGAGGACAGCCAUAACGACACGCUAAACUGUUGGUUCCGCAACGGAAAGCACCCCGAGCACGCCUUCUACGAGUUUACCUUCCGGCGCUUCUUUGACGACAACGGCCAUCCGUACAGCUGCCCCAAGCCCAUCGAGUACGAGGGCUACGAGGACGAGGCCGACUCGGAGGGCGCCGCACAAGAGGCCGCCAGCUCCUCGGCGUUACAGGGACGAGACCUGGUCUACGUAUAGCACUCGAGGCCCGAUGACACGCUUGUACAUAAUGAGUAGACGCAGGGGGUUUUCAGUGGCAUCACAUUUGAAACAUAGGAAGUAUGUUUGUUUGGUCACAUUAACAGACUGUUUAUUUUAAAAGCAAACAACAAAACCACAGUCGCAACCUAAAGGAACAAUUCAACACUUUAAGAAAUGUCAUUCUUUGAUUUCUUACCACGAGUCGGAGGAUGACAAACAGAGCUACAUAGGAAGCUGGCCAUCAUUCGGUUAGCUGAGCUUAAACUCUAAAAACAGCUCUGUCCAAACUUAAAACCUGCCUGUCAGCACCACUGAGGCUCAGGAUUAACACACUGCACCCUGGUUACCUGAGGGAGGUCCUUGCUAGACACACAACUUUAUUUAUAAAGCACUGUUACACUACAACCUACAUUCACACAGUGCGCUCUCUCGAUCUCUCUCUCUAGACACACACACACACUUUAAGAUGCACGCAGUAAACGGUCUGUGUCAUGUCCUGUUGUGUUCAUGUACAGCACAGGCUACUUCGGUGUAUUUGCACCGGUUAUGGCCGCAAGCAGGAAUGCACCUCAGAGUACUGAUAGGCAUCCACACACAAAGAGAAUAGCUGCGAGGUAUCUGUCAAUAGAGCUUACAUGGUGGGAUACCGUUUAUUGAAUUGAGGGAGGUGGUAAAUGCACUAACCAGGGACAAAAAAUUAAAACCAGUCAGGUGUUGAUACUAUGCUUUUCUGUUUGGACGUUACUUUGACACAUCUUCACCAGAUGGUGUUAAUGUUGUGGCUGAUUGAUGUAGGUUCUUGUCAUAUUUGGGAUGCCACUCAGUUGGAUAAAAGAAGAGUGACUUGAGUCUAAGGCUUUGUUAGAUCCUAACCUAGCAACAGCUGCUUGUUUUGUAACUGGUGAAAAGAAAAUUCAAUAAAAUGAAAAGUUAGAAAACUUUUUUAAGUUUAAAGUGCCCCAUUUUAGCUUUAGUUAACAUUAGCCAGACUUUUUUUUUUUUUUUUUCUCUUUUCUCACUGCAGCCCUAUUUUCAGGUGCACAAAUGUGACUAACGCCAUCAUUAAACAUCCACACCCGACGUCAUCGAUGUUACAGAGUAAAGAUCUGUAAUUCCUGAACACCACCUCCAAUACUAUUUUAAAUACUCUCAAAUUAAGGCUGAGAAUCUGCACUGUGAAUGUUUUUCUAACCCGUUAAAGUAAUAACUACAUAUCUGGACCUGAACUGUAACCCAGUGGGUUUCAGAGGUGCUGGUAGGUGGAUUUUUGUCAGAGCUGGGCCAGCUACUCCAGUAUCAUUCUCCUUCUCCUGGCAUGUUUUCCAGAAAUGCAUCCAUUUUUAAAGUGUGACAUAUGCUGCAUAAAUCUCAUAAGAGGAAAGGAAAGCAGGAAGAAGAGGAAAAUAAAACAAAAUCGGGGCGCUCUCUCCCUUUUUAAAGCCUUAAUUUAUUUAAUAAGUUGUAACAUGUGAUGCUAGUGUAGAUGCUGUUUGUGCGGGAGUUUUAUUCAGUGGUUAAAAAAAAUAAUACAUUUUAAUUUAUAUUUUAAUGUUUGCAGUGGGGAAAUUAGUGUUAUGACUCUUAGAAAUGUUGCAGGGGGAAAUAUUGCUCUAAUUAUUGCUGUGCCUUUAUUUUUGGUUAAAUAUAAAGGGGGUUAAUAAUCAAACAGGCAUUUAAUAAGUAGCAGUUGAUGAUUGAACUACAGUAGAUUUUUGUUUUUAUUUUUCUAAUUUAUAUCUAAAAUGUAUUUAUAAAUUAUGUUGUAUACAGUUGAUGUAAAUAUCUUUUUUCCCUCUCCUUCCCACCCCCGCCCUCUGGGCAGGUCCUCGUUGGGGUCCACUGCUGCUUUUUAUUUUUAUUUUUUUUUAAAUGUCACUCAUAUUGGUCAACCAAAGCACUAAAUAUGUGGAUUUUCAUUUUUUGUAUAACUCACUUUUAAAGAAAAAAUCACAACACUAAGAAAAGUCAGGGUUUCAGUUUUUUUUGUUUUUUUUUAAAGCAGGAAAUGCACUUGGUCAUCUUUUGGUGAGUUUUUGUUCGACUCUUCAUCACAUAUCAGUUCCUUUUUCUUUUUUUCUUUUUUCUGGUGCUUUUCUCUCACUGCGUGUAGGAAAGAUCUCUGAAUGUAGUUAUCGUGGACUUACUGGUGACCACUGUUGUUCUGCACUGGUUUUGUUUUCCUUUUAUGAGAGAAUUUUAUUUUUCUGUAAAUUUGUUGCGUUGGGAAAUUUAAGAACAGUGGAAACCGGGAUGAAUAAAGAAUGUAAAAAAAACAAAACAUGUUUUACAAGCACACCAAGCGUGAUGUAUUGUUAUCGCCAUCAAGUAGAGGAAGAUUUCAAUUUUAGCUGCAUUUAAAUUCCUUCUUCUCAUAUGAAUCGGCCAGAAAGGGCAGACUUUCAUGAUUGCCAAGCGACAAAACAUAUUCAGCGAAUGGAAAAAGAAGAAAUUUAUGCAUUGUUUGACUCCCCUAUAUUAAAGUUACACUGCUACUAAAGGAAGCACCCAUGUGUUAUUCCUAACCUUGUAGAUGUUAAUCCUGAUAGGCUUAGAAAACUGCAGCAUUGUGACUGAGUUUACAGAUACAGAAUUAUCAAAGCAAGGCACUAAUCAGAUCUUCAGUGAUUUGCUAAAGAGAUUUCAGCCAUGCUAACAGGUUUGUAAGAGAAGCUCCUCAGGCAUGCUCAAAUGGCUGUGUUAUCCUUUGAAUCUAAAAAAUGUAUAAAAAUGUUUUCAUUUUUCAUAAAUAGCUCUACUGUAUAAUUUAGCACUGUGGAAAAAUAUAUUGAAAUAUUAAAACAUUUGACUUCUCUCAAGACGAACAGAAGUUGAAAUCACCUGAA